Orcinus orca (killer whale) is the source of this 1025-nucleotide messenger RNA. RefSeq names its product LSM1 homolog, mRNA degradation associated (gene LSM1). Gene Ontology annotation, molecular function: RNA cap binding. The record is from RefSeq and is a predicted model, not a curated record. Gene Ontology annotation, biological process: deadenylation-dependent decapping of nuclear-transcribed mRNA. Lineage: Eukaryota; Metazoa; Chordata; Mammalia; Artiodactyla; Delphinidae. The transcript is spliced from 4 exons. Bases 309 to 710 code for a protein of 133 amino acids. Gene Ontology annotation, cellular component: P-body; Lsm1-7-Pat1 complex.
CACUUUUCCCCACUGUCUAUCCAAUCUAGAGUCCUCUUCCCCUCUUAUCAGGGUUGCGGAAAGCGUAUCCCAGGACCGCGCUACGGCCCCGCCUCUUCUUGAGGACGGGCACGUGAUGCCGGAAGUGGGUGGGGGUAAGAUGGUGGCGUUUCCGGCAGGCCCCGGCUACUGAAAGCCGGGGCGAGGAGUUGGUCCGGGUCCGGAUUCCUGUCCCGGUCCCGCCGAGGCGGCGACUGCGAUAGGAGGAAGGACGUGUUGGACGCGCUGGCCCACCGCCACUAUACAUUGCAGCCUUAUCUCAACUCAAAAUGAACUAUAUGCCCGGCACCGCCAGCCUCAUCGAGGACAUCGACAAAAAGCACUUGGUCCUGCUUCGAGAUGGAAGGACACUUAUAGGCUUUUUAAGAAGCAUUGAUCAAUUUGCUAACUUAGUGCUACAUCAGACUGUGGAGCGUAUUCAUGUGGGCAAAAAAUACGGUGAUAUUCCUCGAGGGAUUUUUGUGGUCAGAGGAGAAAAUGUGGUCCUACUAGGAGAAAUAGACUUAGAAAAGGAGAGUGACACACCCCUCCAGCAAGUGUCUAUUGAAGAAAUCCUAGAAGAACAGAGGGUGGAACAGCAGACCAAGCUGGAAGCUGAGAAGUUGAAAGUCCAGGCCCUGAAGGAUCGAGGCCUGUCUAUCCCUCGAGCAGAUACUCUUGAUGAGUAUUAAGUCUUCUGCUCAGAGGCUGUAGCUCUUGGGGAGCAGGGGCUGUCACCAAACCAAGUGACACAUUUGACGAGAGACUGCAGAACUUUGAAAAGUCAUUUUUAUUUGGAAUUCUUUCACAUAUGCAACAUGAAGAAACUGUGCGUUUUGUUUCGGUUUUUUUAAUAACAAAAUCAUUUAAAGAAACAGUGGCAUGGACUCCUUUCACACGUCACUGUGGAGCCAGCAACUACUUCUUUAUAUUGCUCUUCUCCCCCCAAAUUAAUGGUUACAGGGAAUAUUCUUCAUUUGCUUGUAAAUAAAAUAUGAAUCUCAAAA